CGAAGGCGCUAGGUUUUUGCGCGAUCUCUAGUUCUUCCCCGGCUGUGACUUUGAUGAUCGGUCACAAUGCCAAGGUAUUGUAGCUGCGGGUUUCUGCGAUUCUUCUUCGUCCAGCGAUCUAGUAGAUUUCUUUCCCUUCACGGCGCGAUUCGGUCACAGGGCUUAGGCGGCGAGCUGAGAGGGGGUCUGUGAAGGAAAUAUCGCCGAUCCAGGGAUAUCCUGCGGGGAAUUCACGGAAUUUGGCAAGAUUUCGAUCGAGAUGCUGUCGAGGAGCGAUAGCCAUGGCUCCGAUCUCGUGCCGGGCUACGAAUCCGACGAUUUCAACGCGCUCAAGAGGCUUGGGUAUGGCGACAUGGGGACGGUGUUUCUGGCGACGCUGAGAAACACGGGACAGCCCUUGGCGAUGAAAGUGAUGAACAAGGAGGUGGUGAAGGCCCGGCACAACCAGUACCGAGUGGAGAGGGAGCUGGAGAUACUCUCGAUGCUCUCUCAUUCUUUCACGCCCAAGCUUUUCAGCCAUUUCGAGUCCAAGAAGAACAUCUACUUCGUCAUGGAUUACUGCCCCGGGGGUGACAUGAACAGGCUCCGGCAGCGCCAGCCCGAGAAACGAUUCUCGGAGAAUGCCGCUCGAUUCUAUGCCGCGGAGGUUUGCCUAGCGAUCGAGUAUCUCCACAAGUCCGGGAUCAUAUACAGGGAUCUCAAGCCCGAGAACGUUCUCAUCCAGGAAGAUGGUCACAUAAUGCUUACGGAUUUCGAUCUGUCCGUGAGGAUCGAGCAGGACCGUGACCACCACCAUCAUCCUGGAGCUCCAGCUCCAGCUCCAGCUCCGCAGCCCAAGCAAAACAAGAUGAAGAAACUUCCAUUCAUGUGCUCAACGCCCCUGUCAGUGGAUGUCGGAUGCGCUGCUCGCAAGGCGGUGGACGUUAAGCCGUCUCAUCGCCCAACAAAGAAAAUCUUUCCCUCGGAGAUGAGAGGAAGGAAAGGAGCAGCCGCAGCGGCGGCAGCCGCCAAGGAAAUCAAGUCGCAGUCCUUUGUGGGAACCGAGGAGUACGUCGCCCCGGAGAUGAUCCUGGGAUCCGGGCACGGCAAGCCGCUCGACUGGUGGACACUUGGAGUCUUCCUCUACGAGAUGAUCUACGGGGUGACGCCGUUCAAGGGGAGGAACCGGAGGGAGACGUUUCUAAACAUCCUGAGCUCGCAGCCGGCAUUUCCUGGGGACUGGACAGAGGCGAGCGACUUGAUCUCCAAGCUCCUGGCGAAAGACCCGACCAAGAGGCUGGGGUGCCAAGGUGGCGCCGAGGAGAUCAAGUCACACGCUUUCUUCCGGGGCGUGGACUGGGAGGCGAUCCAACACGUCGCCCGUCCGCCGUGGGUUCCGGAGCCUCUGGCGAUUGAUGAGGAGAGGAUGGAGGUGGUGACAGUGGACGAGCUGCUCAAGCAAACGAUGCCGGCAACCACGAUCCAGUCCACCCCGGCCACCACCAUGAGUUGGAGCUCCUCCAAGGUGAGCUCGUCCUCGAUGAGGAAAGAGGAGGAGGAGGAGAUUGACAGCCGGCGUAGCUCCUCGUCGACGAUCUCGUACGAGUUCUCGGAUAAUCGCGAGCGGGAUUGUUUUGGCGAGUUUUGAUGGAGGAUCUGGGAGUGACAAGGUGGGGUCGCUCGCUCGCUGAUCGACUUCUCCCAAGUUUCUCUUUCGUGUACAGCAGCUUAUAGGUGGAGGUAAUCAACACAGGAACAACGACAAGGCAACGACAGGGCAGCGGAGAAAGAAGAUCAAAACGCAAGGGAGGGGGGAAAAAGUAAAUAUCGAUCGAUCGAUUCUUAGUUUUGUUCUUUUUUUUCCUUUCGAUCCUCUCGAUUAGGUGGGAGAUUAUAACGUUGUACAUGAUACAUCUCUUCUUUUUCGGUAUCUUUAUCUCCUUGAUUCUCCAGGAGAAAUUUUUCCCUUUUUACAUGUUUAGAAAAAAUGGCACAAAAAUGUGGCCCUGUAUUUGUUAACCUUUCA
Selaginella moellendorffii is the source of this 2005-nucleotide messenger RNA. RefSeq names its product serine/threonine-protein kinase UCN. Gene Ontology annotation, molecular function: protein serine/threonine kinase activity; ATP binding. NCBI's taxonomy places the organism in Eukaryota, Viridiplantae, Streptophyta, Lycopodiopsida, Selaginellales, Selaginellaceae. Bases 260 to 1627 code for a protein of 455 amino acids. The record is from RefSeq and is a predicted model, not a curated record. The transcript is spliced from 2 exons. Gene Ontology annotation, biological process: protein phosphorylation. Gene Ontology annotation, cellular component: plasma membrane; nucleus; cytoplasm.